Messenger RNA from Schistosoma haematobium, 480 nucleotides. RefSeq lists its product as uncharacterized. The transcript has 3 exons. The record is from RefSeq and is a predicted model, not a curated record. Bases 22 to 354 code for a protein of 110 amino acids. Lineage: Eukaryota; Metazoa; Platyhelminthes; Trematoda; Strigeidida; Schistosomatidae.
AUAUGAACCUGUGCGUUACUAAUGCUCAGAGUUAGUGGACUUUCUUUAGUCUGUCGGAGAAGUUAUGGGUUGUGGGGUUUCAUCUAUCCUAGAGAAAGCCCAGCUGUUAGACUAUUUUACAAGACAUUGAGCCUACUUGGGAUACCAGUUGGAAUUUUAACAGUUUAUAUUGCCUUGAAAAAUGAGCAUCAUCAUGAAGAAGAAAUGAAAGAAAAGGAGACAUUCGUUCGUGUUUUUCCCAGAGAGAUAAGGCUACAUUGGGGUGAUGGUAAAACUUACUUUACGGAUCACAUUUCGAAAUUAAUAAACUAUACGCCGCGCGCCACAUCUACGUUCCCUAAGCCAGCAGAUUAGCUAAUUUGGCUUGUAAAUUUCUUAGUCUCAUCGCUUGCUUGUUAUGCUGGUUUUGAUAGUCACCAAGUUUUUUCUUGUGAACUCACCUAACGAUUUAUGUAGAAAUACAUAUGUUGUUCGUAGUUA